AUGUCUAAGUCCUAUUUGGUUGCAAUAACGUACGACUUCUUAGCAGAACUGUCAGGACUUGUGCUCAUUGUCUUGGGCAAUAACGUAGCUGUAGUUUCAGUGACCAUUCUAGAAAAGUGGUCUACUAAUUCUCACAAAGUUGUAAAUUUGUUCCUAUUUGAGCUAGUGGAGUGCCGUGAUUAUUAUGGAUUGAAAACCUCAAAAUCCGCAACUAGUGCAAACUUUGCUGGUUGGGCUGUGAUUUUUGCGUCGGCAGCUUUUGGAGAUUUCGUUCGAGCUCAUUUUGCUGCUCAAGCAUUGUAUGCUAUAAUAGACAACUGCGACAAAGUCAAAGGAGGCGAAAUACCAAGUCAGCGUUUUUUUCAGAAGAUUGAAGGAUCAGUAAAAGUUGAAAAGGUCAACUUUAGCUAUCCAUCGCGACCUGACGUGAAGGUUGCUCGAAAUCUGAAUAUGAUAGCUCGCACCGGUCAAGCAAUCGCCCUUGUUGGUGCAUCAGGAUGUGGGAAAAGUACAGUGAUACAACUUCUGGAACGAUUCUACGAACCAGACAGUGGAAACAUUAAACUUGAUGAUUACAACUUGGAUCAAAUUUGUAGAGUUCAUCUUCGAAAUAACAUCGCUUUAGUUGGGCAGGAACCUAUUUUAUUCAAAGGCUCUAUCUUCGAAAAUGUCACUCUUGGAGUGGAGAACGUUGGCAUCGCAGAAGUCCAAGAAGCAUGCAGGCAAGCAAAUGCCGCAAAGUUCAUUGAAGCCUUCCCUGAGGUAUGAAG
Messenger RNA from Strongylus vulgaris, 770 nucleotides. The record is from the annotation of a GenBank genome assembly. NCBI's taxonomy places the organism in Eukaryota, Metazoa, Nematoda, Chromadorea, Rhabditida, Strongylidae.